UCCCUGGCCACUCGCACGCCUCCGCAAAACCCUAGCAGCCGCAGCCGCAGCGCCCACCUCCUCCUUCUGCAGGACCGCGGCGGCAGCGAGAGGAAGACAGGAUGGCGACCUCGACGGCGCGCACGGUGAAGGACGUCAACCCCCACGAGUUCGUUACGGCCUACUCCGCCCACCUCAAGCGCUCCGGCAAGAUGGAGCUCCCAGAGUGGGUUGACAUUGUCAAGACUGCAAGGUUCAAGGAGCUCCCGCCACAUGACCCUGACUGGUACUACAUCCGUGCUGCAUCCAUCGCGAGGAAGAUCUACCUGAGGCAGGGCAUUGGUGUCGGUGGCUUCCAGAAGAUCUAUGGUGGGCGCCAGAGGAAUGGCUCACGACCCCCACACUUUUGCAAGAGCAGUGGUGCCAUUUCUCGCAACAUCCUGCAGCAGCUGCAGAAGAUGGGCAUCAUUGAUGUUGAUCCCAAGGGCGGAAGGCUCAUCACCUCCCAGGGAAGGCGUGAUCUUGAUCAAGUUGCUGGAAGGGUUGCUGUUGUUCCCUAAGCUGUUUGAAUCCACCUAAUCCAGUUAUGUUUGGUAGUAGAAUUUGACUACAGUUUUGAAUCAGGAUAUCCCCUGCCUUUGAUGGUUGAAAGUAUUCAAAGUCGGAACUAAAUUAAUUGCCAGUUAUGCUUGUGAACUCUUGUGAUGUGGUACGUGCUGUGGUUAUGCUAGUCUGCAAUCAUUGUUUUUUACUCAA
Phragmites australis (common reed) is the source of this 735-nucleotide messenger RNA. Its product is annotated as small ribosomal subunit protein eS19-like. The transcript is spliced from 4 exons. Bases 102 to 539 code for a protein of 145 amino acids. Gene Ontology annotation, molecular function: RNA binding; structural constituent of ribosome. Gene Ontology annotation, biological process: translation; ribosomal small subunit assembly. NCBI's taxonomy places the organism in Eukaryota, Viridiplantae, Streptophyta, Magnoliopsida, Poales, Poaceae. Gene Ontology annotation, cellular component: ribosome; cytosolic small ribosomal subunit. The record is from RefSeq and is a predicted model, not a curated record.